Molecule: messenger RNA, 7791 nt
Organism: Lutra lutra (Eurasian river otter)
Lineage: Eukaryota; Metazoa; Chordata; Mammalia; Carnivora; Mustelidae
Gene: CRYBG1
Product: crystallin beta-gamma domain containing 1
Exons: 22
Coding region: 41-6439 (2132 amino acids)
Source: RefSeq, a predicted model, not a curated record
CUACAAGGGCCGGGCGGCAGAGGAGGAGGCGGACAAGAAGAUGCCACUGUCGCCGCCACCUCAGGGCGACCACGCGGAGUCCAGCCCGUCCAGGACCCCCAAGAAGCAUACCCCUUUCCAUAUCUGGCGCUCCAAGAAGAAGCAGCAGCCUCUGACGUCGGACUGGGGGGUGUUCGUUCCGCACCCGCCCCCGGCGCCCCUCUGCGAGGCCAGGGCUUUGGAGGUAGAGGAUGGAGGCCAUGUGGCUCCGGAGUGCCAGAGACUUGCACUGCAUGAUGGGGAAUCCCAGCUCCUUCACACCACCGCUGAAGGGCCUGGCCCUUUACCUCUGGAACCAGGAAUGUUUAGAAAGUCCAGAGCACAACCCCCAGAAGAAAACAAAAGGAAGCCAGUUUUGGGGAAGCUUGGCAAUCUGUUCACGGCUGGAAGGAGAAGGACCAGCAGAAACGGGUUAGAGAGUCCCACCAGCUCCAGUGCCAAAUCAGUGUCUCCCAAAGAUGUAACCUCUUCCAAACCCCCGGAAAGAGAGAAUAAGAGUAAACCUCAGGGCGGCCAACCAAAGCAGAAAGACACGUGCGAGGAGGGUUCCUCGCAGGAGCAGCCCCGGGAGUCGGAGGAUCGCCCCGAGACCUGUGUGCAGGAGGCCCCCCCUGACGCCGAGCUGUCACCUUGCACGAGCAGCCGCGCAGCGGCGGCGGCUGUGCAGCAGUGCCAUGAAGGUGAUUCACUCCAAUUAGAACCUCUGGAGGCAGAGGGAGAGUCUUUCCCAGGUGCCACCACCGCUGCCAAGCAGCUGCAUUCCUCACUUGAGAAUUCCUCGGGGCAAGGCAGCGCAGAUACGCUGGCCGGCAGUCCGGGGAAGGACGCUGCACCCGGCGCUGGCUGCGAGCAGGACACAGCCCAGGGCGCGAGGGCUGUGCCGAGGUCGCCCACCGGGGAGCGGCCCGCGGGGGGGCUAGGCGAGGCCUCUGACAGAGCUCCCCGUGUGUGCGCCGGGGCAGACUCUCUGGAGCCCCAAGACGCGUACAGCCUGCCCUCCGAGGACGCGUCGGCUCCGCCAGGGGACCCUCCGGCCGAGCGCGAGGUUAACUGUUCGGACGCGGCGCAGGCAGACGGCCAAGCGGGACCCCGAGGGCGACAGUGCCGGCCCGGCGCCCACCCCGCCACGGUGUUAACGUUGGACAUCUACUUGAGCAAGACUGAGGCGGCCCAGGGGGACGAGCCGGGCGCGAUUCCUCCGGGGGCAGAAGAUUGCGGCGAUUCUGACGACAUGGAGAAGAGGUCGGGCGGCCGCAGGUCGGGCAGGCGGAGAAGGUCGCAGAAGUCCACCGACUCCCCCGGGCCGGACACGGCGCUGCCGGACAGCGCGGGCAGGGACGACGCGGUUUUCGACUACGAGGUGGCGCCAAACACGGCCACGGAGAACGGCUCCGCGGAAAAGAAAGUGAAAUCUCCGCGGGCGGCCCCCGACGGGGGCGUUGCCUCCGCAGCGGGCGCCGAGUCCAAGUCCAGCCCCGGGCCCAGGGGGCCGCUCCGCGGGGAGUCCGAGCGGGGCAAACAGCCGCCGCCCGCCUCGUCCCCCACCAAGAGGAGGGGCAAGAGCCGCGUCCCCGAGGCCGCGCCCACCUCGCCGGCCGGCGGCCCUCGGGCUCCCGCCAAGGAGUCCCCUCCGAAGAGCGCGCCAGCGCCGGAUCCCGUCGCCAAGGGCGCCGCGGGGGACAACGGGGAGGAGGCGGCCCGGGUCAUCCCCCGCGAGCUCACCGUCAAGAGCAGCUCGCUGCUGCCGGAGAUCAAGCCCGAGCACAAGAGGGGCCCGUUCCCCAACCACUUCGACAGCCGGGGAGAAGGAAGUCGAAGCAAAGAGCCGGGCAGAUCGGCCGGUGGUUCGGACGUGGACGGCUUGAAGCCCAGGCACCAUUUCGGGGUGGGCAGGUCGACGGUGACCACUAAAGUGACCCUCCCGGCCAAGCCCAAACAUGUGGAACUAAAUCUUAAAACUCCCAAAAAUCCUGACAGUUUGGGAAAUGAGCAUAAUCCAUUUAGCCAGCCGGUCCAUAAAGGAAACACUGCCAACAAGAUCUCCUUAUUCGAAAACAAACGGGCCACCAGUAGCCCAAAAUAUGCUGAUGUUCGCAGCACGAGGAACUCUCCUGCCUGCAAUAAGACCUUUGUCGGGAGGGCGAAGCUGAAUUUAGCCAAAAAAGCCAAAGAGAUGGAGCAAUCUGAAAAGAAAGGCACAGCAAAUAGUCACCAGAAUGGUAUGCUGGCGAAGGAGAGCUCGCCAGAACCCAAAGUUACGGAGGAGGAGAUCCCACCAGCCACCGGGAGCCCCAGCGCAGGAGGGGCGGAGGGCGAGCCUACCGAGGGUCAAGCUCUCGGUGCUCCGCUUACCCGGGGUGAUAGAGCAGAAGUGCAGAUAGAUGCAGGCUGCCCUUCCAAAGUGGUGGUUACUGCCCUGAUUCCUGCCACUGACCACAAGCCCUUAGGAGAGGGUCACUCAACGGCUGCAGACAGCAGAAGUCUUGCCCUCGAAACUAUGACUGAUCUGGCUCAGGACAUUCCUGCUGUUCUUGGUACCAAAGAUUCCCCUCCAACAGCCAGACCAAAGCCACAGGAUACAUUUUCUGACUCACAGCCCCCAGCUGAGUCAUCUAACGGGCCUUCUCGCUCACAGCCCGCACCCGGAGACGCAUGUGUUCAAGCUCCCGGAAGCAGUGUUCCAUGCACCCAUGUAGAAGUGUCAGAAAACCAUCACGGAUGUGUUCUGCCUGUGUCACAUAAGAAUGAGGAGAGAAUACUGCCCUCCAGAGUUGCAGGGGGAGGAGAAGGAGGGGCCGCAAGCCCUGCUCCGUGCACAGAGCACAGCCCGGAAGCUGUGGGAACCGAACGUCCAUCCAAGGUGCUGGUCCAGGUCCGGUCCUUCGUGCUCCCCGUGGAGAGCACCCAGGAUGUGGGCUCCCAGAUCAUCUCAGAGAGCUCCGAAGUUAGAGAAGCACAGUUGCCAAGCUGUCACAACGAUGACCUUGAAGUGGUUUCUGUUGCAAGCUGUGCUCCCCAGAAAGCAGAAGGGCUGGGCGGUGAGAGCACGUCUCCCGAACACAUUCUUUGCAAAGAGGAACAAGCAGCAAAAUCUGACCCGCAAGUCAUGCCGCCAGAAUCAGAGAAAACUCAGCCUAUCCAGGCUCAAAGUCAGGGUGACCGAAAACCCCCGAAGGCUGACCCCGGCCCUGUCGGCUCCCCUGGGAGCAGAAACCCUCUAGAAACUCCCCAAAGGCCGGAUCAAAAGGUUGUGAAUGGCCAGGCCAGCCCUGCCAGUCUUCUGAACAUGUCUGCGGGUAGUGAUGACAGUGUAUUUGAUUCUUCAUCGGAUAUGGAAAAAUUCACCGAAAUUAUCAAAAACAUGGACAGCACCGUCUGUGUGCCUCAGAAGAAAAAGAAGGCCAGGGUGCCCAAUUCCCCUGCCCCUCCCUUUGUGAUGCCUCCGAUUCAUGAGGACAAUUUAGAAAAAGUGUUAGAUCCCAACGUGUUUACCUUUGGUCUGGGGAAGAAGAAGGAAAGCCAGACAGAAAUGUCACCAGCUUUACAUCUGAUGCAGAACCUUUACACAAAACCCAACCUGAGGCCCAAACGCACAUCUACCGAGCAGAGUAUCCUCUUCAAGUCCCUGUACACUAACGGGAAAGACGACCCUUCCAUGGCUCCGGAGACAAAGGACAAAGAGAACAAAGAUGUCCCCAAUGGCGGAAUUAAGAGAUCAAGGCUAGAGAAGAGCGCACUCUUCUCCAGCCUGCUGCCUACUUCACCGCAAGACAAGAUCUUUUCUCCCUCUGUGACGUCAGUCAGUACCAUGACCACGUCUUUCGGCACUCCUCACAACACUUCUCUUUCUCGGGCUUCCGCGUUACCGCCCAGGGCGGAGGGGGGCCCCCCCUGCGGUGCAGACCGAGAGCAGCCAAACCUUCCCCCCAGCAACGGAAAGGUCUUCAAUUUUGAUGCCACAGAUGCGGCUCCUUCGGGCUUGAAAAGCACAAGCUACAUGGAGAGAUACCUGCCCAAAGAGGAAACCAAAGAAGACCUGGAUUCACGAAGCAACCCACACUUGCCAGAAACCCAGCUUUCUGAAUUUUCUAAACUGAAGAACAGUGAUGAUCCGGAAAAGGCUAAUCGUGUCGGAAGCGUUCUUAAGCCCAACUUGCCAAACUAUGGAAAUAGUGAUGCAGACUUCAUGGGUCUUUUCAAAUCCAGCCGGUUUGACCCCAGCGUGUCUUUUUCUGCCAUGUCCUUAUCAGAUACGACCACCCUCAGAGGAAGUCUUACAAAUAAAAUCAAUCCCCGGCCUGGAAAGGUAGUGAUCUUCAGGGACCCGGAUGUCUCUGAUGAGUGCAUUGAAGUUUUCAGUGACGUUGAGGAUUGCAGCUCUUGGAGCCUCUCCCCGGUGGUCAUUGUCAAGGUCGUCAGAGGAUGUUGGAUUCUGUAUGAGAAACCUAAUUUUGAAGGGCACACCAUCCCCUUAGAAGAAGGAGAAUUGGAACUCUCUGGUCUCUGGGGUUUAGAAGAUGUUUUGGAAAGAAAUGAGGAGGCAGAGUCCACUAAGCCCGUGGUGAUUGGUUCAAUCAGACAUGUGGUCCAGGAUUACAGAGUUAGUCAGAUUGACUUAUUCACUGAACGGGAAGGGUUAGGACUCCUGAAUUCUUACUUUGACGACACUGAAGAGAUGCAGGGGUUUGGUAUAAUGCAGAAGACUUGUUCCAUUAAAGUACAUUGGGGCACGUGGCUGAUUUAUGAAGAACCUGGAUUUCAGGGUAUGCCUUUUGUCCUGGAACCUGGUGAAUACCCCGACCUGUCCUUCUGGGACACAGAAGAAGCGUACAUUGGAUCCAUGCGGCCUCUGAAAAUGGGCGGACGUAAAGUUGAAUUCCCUACAGAUCCCAAGGUAGUUAUUUAUGAAAAGCCUUUCUUUGAAGGAAAAUGUAUGGAAUUAGAAACAGAAAUGUGCAGUUUUAUCACUGAAGCAGAUGAAACAGAAGAGAAGACAGAUGACAGUUUGCCAUUUACGUCCGUGGGCUCGAUGAAAGUGCUGAGAGGAAUUUGGGUUGCUUAUGAGAAGCCUGGGUUUACAGGUCAUCAGUAUCUGCUUGAAGAAGGAGAGUACAAGGACUGGAAAGAUUGGGGAGGUUACAAUGGAGAACUUCAGUCUUUACGGCCUAUAUUAGGUGAUUUUUCAAACGCUCAUAUGAUAAUGUACAGUGAAAAAAACUUUGGAUCCAAAGGUUCCAGUAUCGACGUAUUAGGAAUUGUUGCUAACUUAAAGGAGACUGGAUAUGGAUUGAAGACACAGUCUAUUAAUGUACUGAGUGGAGUAUGGGUAGCCUAUGAGAAUCCUGACUUCACAGGAGAGCAAUAUAUACUGGAUAAAGGCUUGUACACCAGUUUUGAAGACUGGGGAGGCAAAAGUUGUAAGAUCUCUUCUGUUCAACCCAUUUGUUUGGAUUCUUUAACUGGCUCAAGGAGACGAAAUCAGAUUCGGUUGUUUUCGGAACCACAGUUUCAAGGUCGCAGUCGAGGGUUUGAAGAAACAACCAGUCAAAUCGACGAUUCCUUUUCCACCAAGUCUUGCAGAGUUUUAGGAGGUUGCUGGGUUGCGUAUGAUGGAGAAAAUUUCUCCGGGAAUCAGUACGUGUUGGAGGAAGGCCACUAUCCUUGUCUCUCUGCGAUGGGAUGCCUGCCCGGAGCAACUUUCAAGUCUCUUCGUUUUAUAGACGUUGAAUUUUCUGAACCAGCAAUUAUUCUUUUUGAAAGAGAAGACUUCAAAGGAAAAAAGAUUGAACUUAAUGCGGAAGUAGUUAAUCUCCGAACCCUAGGAUUCAACACACAGAUACGCUCUGUUCAGGUGAUUGGCGGCAUAUGGGUUACUUACGAAUAUGGCAAUUACAGGGGUCGGCAGUUCCUACUGUCACCAGCGGAAGUCCCGAAUUGGUACGAGUUCAGUGGCUGUCGCCAAAUAGGUUCUCUACGACCUUUUGUUCAGAAACGAAUUUAUUUCCGACUUCGAAACAAAGCAACGGGGCUGUUCAUGUCCACCAAUGGAAACCUGGAGGAUCUGAAGCUUCUGCGAAUACAGGUCAUGGAGGACGUCGGUGCCGACGAUCAGAUUUGGAUUUAUCAAGAAGGGUGCAUCAAAUGCAGGAUAGCGGAAGACUGCUGCCUGACGAUCGUGGGGAGCCUCGUGACCUCUGGCUCGAAACUGGGCCUUGCCCUCGACCAGAAUGCUGACAGUCAGUUCUGGAGCAUGAAGCCAGAUGGCAGGAUCUACAGCAAGUUGAAACCGAAUUUAGUUUUAGAUGUCAAAGGGGGUACACAGUACGACCAAAAUCACAUUAUCCUCAAUACUGUCAGCAAAGAGAAGUUAACACAAGUGUGGGAAGCCAUGGUCCUAUAACCCUGAAGAACGCAGGAGGAAUGCUUCUGGAGGUCUUCGAGCUGCUUGAAAAUGGACAGAGCCAAGAGGAAAGGGGACCUGCUCCUUCUUCAGUAGCUCUAGUUCUACCCCUGAAUGACACUGCCAUGACCAGGACUCCGGUCUCAUCUUUUCAAAAGACUGUAAUAGUUUUAAACCAACCAUUUGUCCUUCUUUCAUUUCCUGCCUUUCAUCUCCUUUCAGUAGCUGCUUAACAGGUUGCCUCAUUAGCAGCUUUUGGGUGUUUAAAAAAUGCUGUAUCAAGACUCUGUACAUUUUAAAUUAUUUCCAAAGAUCACGACAGGAGAGAAGAGGAACAAACUUCGAGUAGACUCUGUGGGCCUACCCAUGCCUUACACUUUAAAGGGAAGGAUAAAAGCUCAAGUUUUAGCAUCUGAGAAGAAAUAAUGUGUCAGGCCACUAAUUUUGGUUCCUCUGUUUUCUGGAAUCAUAAAUUACGCUCUAUAGCAAAGUAGGGAAAGGCUUAUCCUUUUGUUAGUAUUGAACGCUAGUAAGUUUACAAGAUUUCAUGUCCUGUCCGCUAAUGUGAGCAGGAUUUGGAUGAUUUUAACCCACUCAUGGGCUGCCCUGAAAUGUCACAAACGAGUGUCAUUUAACGCUUUUCUCACAGACGCCACGGGAAUAGCGUUCCCGGGAUCCAGUUUACCACUCAUCUACAGUUCGUUCUGACGUGAUGUCCUAUGAGCCUUUGCUGAGCUCAGGCCUGUCACCUCAGACCCCGGCAGCGGACAUGAGAGAUGGAGGCAGCAAGCGGGGGAUGACUGGCAAUUCUCCAGCACAUGAAGGGAGGGAGGCCUGGAGUAUUGCUUGUUCAAAUCGUAGAACUCGGGAAACCCUAAAAUGCAGCAUUUUAGGAAAAAAUGAGAGUUUAACCACUGACAAUACACUGGUCCGCACGGUGCUAUUCAACCAGUGCCUUCUGGUUUUGAACAAAACUGCUUGACCUUCUUCGCAUAUACUCUUCCUCUUCUUGUCCUUAUUUCAUUAGCCUCGUUAAUGCUGGUGCUCUCAUCCCAGGAGGGACAAAUCUCGCUUCCUUUCUAGCUGUUCCAGUGUCUUUCCAGGGCUAACGCUGCUCCUCUCCGCACUGCCCUGCGGUCUCGGGAGGCAGUUGUGGCCAGGAGCUUAGCUUCGGUUUUAAAGUAAACGUUUGCACGUGUCUACCAGCUGCCAGCAGGUCUGUCUUGUUCUUAGAUGUCCAGAUGGGACUUUCGACCUUUGUGCGGAUCACUACAGUGUGCGGGGGCUCAGACAUCCUACAGUCGCCGGGGUUGAAUUUCUCUCUUGAAUAAACUUGUUUCUGGUUAACCAUA